CCAUAUACUGCAGGGAAGGUCUCUGAAACCGUGGCGCUCCUUUCAGCCACAGUACGGGGGGAACUGACACAGCUUGAGGAGACACUGUCCCAGAGGACUGAACUGGUGGCUGUGGUCCGGAACACGCGCCGCCAGGCUGAGGCAGUGGCACAGACCUUGGAUGGUGUCCCCUUCUGGAAAGAGGCCCAUGGAGGGGCCAGCAUCCUAGCAGAACAAGUUGGCUAUUUGGAAGACUACAGGUGGUUGGCCUACAUCUUACUGCUGCUAUUGGACCUUAUCAUCUGUCUCUUCACCUUGCUGGGACUGGCAAAGCAGAUCAAGUGGCUGGUAAUCGUAAUGACUGUUAUGAGUUUCCUGGUCCUCAUCCUAAGCUGGGGCUCCAUGGGGCUGGAGACAGCAGCAGCUGUGGGACUGAGUGAUUUUUGCUUUGAGCCAGAUGGUUAUGUGAUGAACACAACCCAAGCCAGGACUGGACUUAGCCCAGAAAUCCUACAGUACUACUUAACCUGCAGCCAAGAUACCUUCAACCCAUUUCAGCAGAGACUCACAGUAUGUCAGAGGGCAUUAUCCAACAUACAUUCUCAGCUAUACGGAUUGGAGAGAGAAGCCAUCCCCCACUUCCCAGCAGCGGAGAAGAACAUUGUAUCCAUCCAGAGUACUUUGAACAUCACAGAAAGUAAUUUCCAUCAUCUUGUAGCUCUCCUCAACUGCCGGGGACUUCACAAGGACUAUGUGGAUGGCCUGAAAGGGCUAUGCUAUGAUGGCAUGGAGGGGUUGCUUUUCCUCCUCCUCUUCUCCUUCCUCUCUGCCCUUUCCUUCACCACAGCUGUCUGUAGUCUGCCCCGGGCCUGGAAGAGGUUCCAGAACAGGGACUCGGACUAUGACGACAUGGAGGAUGAUGACCCUUUCACGCCCCAGGCACGUAGACCGCCGACAGUGCGCGCAGGGGGGGCUGGGCCCAGCCUGCCCAGCUCCUUUGGCCACUGUCCAAGCGGGGGCAGCCGGGGCAGCCUGCGCCUUUCAGCCCCCCCCAUUUCCAACGCCCCCCUCUCACAGUACAUGAGUCAAAGCGCUUCGUACAGUGGCAGUCCUCAAUUUGAGAGCAUCCCCCUCAUUGACCGUCAUUCCCCACCCCCUUCGUAUUCUCCCAGCAUGCGAGCGUCUUAUGUCGGUGCUAGCGAAGAAGUGGACGUCCCUUGACAGACCGGAUUCCUGUCCUAGAUGCAGCCCAGAAGACCCCAACCCAGAUCCAUACCACCCAACUAACACAGAGAGACCCCAACCCAACCACUUACUAGAAUACAACUUAAGUGAGCCUUUUUCACCAGGUGCCCCCUGCUCCUUCACUUGAAUCUCUUCAUUAGCCUACCUUCUCUAAGAAAGGAAAGGAAAGGGGGAGGGAGAAAGAGAAUAUCCCUUAGGCCGGGAGACAUUCAGUGGCAGGGGUGAGGAGUGCAAAUAAGCUAAGGACAGGGGAUCAGAAAAAAGAAUGUAAAUAGAGACAUGACAUGGUUGAGAGACAGAACUAGUGUGAGCCAUGUGAAAGGUAAAUGACAGAAAAUAACUGUAACAGAACAAAAUUCAAAAUAGAAGUAACGAAUGGAAGUUUAAAUUCAAAAAAAUGUGUGCAAGCACCAAUGAAUUUUUAAAAACUGCACAAGUGCAGAAAUGAUAGAUAGACUGAAAGAGUAUAUGGACAAUGGAGACAAAACAGCAAAAGCUAUCCAGCUAGAGACUCAUCUCUGCUCCCUGCUCUGACAGUGGGCAGGCCAGAAAAGUGGAGGACACUACUGGGUCCCACCAAGAGAUUUGAGGGAAUAGGGGAGUCCAUUAGGGGCCCAGAGCUACCCUUGCUCCCUAUCAGCCUCCUUGCUCCUAAUUAGAAUCCCCAACACUAACAAGCAUUUGGAACUUGCCCAGUUUAAAAUAAAAGGGAAACUUUAUUUUACAUGGUGUUCAUCUUUGAUUUUGC
Messenger RNA from Python bivittatus (Burmese python), 1972 nucleotides. NCBI's taxonomy places the organism in Eukaryota, Metazoa, Chordata, Lepidosauria, Squamata, Pythonidae. The record is from RefSeq and is a predicted model, not a curated record.